AGGACCUCAAGCUAUUGAUGGGAAAGAGGGGAGGGGUGGAAUGAGUGAGCGUAGGAGGGAGGGAGAGAGGGCUGUGUGGGCUGAGGCUCCGCUGAAUGAGGAAGCAGCAGAGCCAUUUUUACUGUUGAGUAACUGCAUGCUGGUCUGCCUGUGCUGGAGAGAGGGUGAGAGAGCGAGCUAGAGGAAUAAAGUGCUCCUCCUGGAUCUUACCGGAGCCCUCUCUCCCCUCUCUCGCCUUCCCCUCUCCUUCUUGAUUUCGACUUGUGUCCAUUUAAGUUGGGGAGGCCCUGGAGAGGACACACAAUGGAACGAAGAGCCUGUGGCAACUGGGCCGUUGUACUGCUGAGAGGGGGAUGGGGUAGAGAGAGGACCGGUUCACACAGCUAACACAGCCUGCCGGCUGUAGGCUUCCACAGCCUUUCCUCCCCGCCUGGACUGUUUCCAGGCUGGGCCCUUUUUUUUUGUGGAUCAGCCACCCUCAAACUCCGCUUGGACUACACUAAGGAUUACUCUCCGUGUUUUGUGGGAUUUCAGGAUACAUACUGGAGCCUGAAGUAUAAAUCCCUCCUGUGUUUUGGAUGAGAGAAAAGAAAAACUUCUGUAAUUCUUCUUGCUCGUUUUUGGUUUCUGUUACGUGGAGUUCAUAAAUGGAUUACAAGAUGCAUGCCAAGUCAAACGAUUUGCUGGAUUUUCAAAAACUGGACGCCCUUCUGGAAAAAAUUGCACGUUCAGUCUCUGUGAAAAGAGAGUCCAGCGAGGAGUGCAAUGGGAUCAGUGGUGCUCUGUCAGUGGAGUCUGUGCCGGGGCCAAGACUGAACUGGUGUCCUGCCAACACCACUACCCCUGCCCCUGCAGCUCCAGCUCCCGCUCCGGGGCCCGAGCUCGCGUCGAACCCUGUAAGAAUGGGGGACGGCCUGGACGCAGCGCAGAUGUCAGGCAGCAGCAGCAGCAGCGGCGGCAGCAGCCAGGGGCAGGCCCAGCAAAUGGGCAAUCCCCCACCCCCAGAGUACAUCGAUCCCAACAGGCCAAAGCGCCAGACCAAUCAGCUGCAGUACCUGCUCAAGGUGGUGGUGAAGGCCCUGUGGAAGCACCAGUUUGCCUGGCCCUUUCAUAUACCAGUGGAUGCGAUCAAACUUAACCUGCCUGACUACUACACAAUAAUCAAAAUUCCCAUGGACAUGGGAACAAUCAAGAGAAGGCUUGAGAACAGUUACUACUGGAACGCCCAAGAAUGUAUCCAAGACUUCAACACGAUGUUUACCAACUGCUACAUAUACAACAAGCCUGGAGAUGACAUAGUCUUAAUGGCUGAGGCUCUAGAGAAGGUUUUCCUCCAAAGGGUCACAGAAAUGCCUGAGGAAGAAACUGAGAUUGUUGUCAUGAUGGGGAAGGGACGUGGCCGUGGCCGAAGAGACGCAGGUCUGAACUUGAAACCAGGGGCCAUCAUUGAUGCUUCGUCCACGACUCCUCAAACACGUGGUCUGUCGAACCUCUCAGCAGCACCGCUGACCAGAGGACCAGUGCAGGGCCCGCCUUCACUACCUCCCCAGCCUUUGAUGCAGGCCCUGCCGUCCCACGUGCCCCCAACGUUACCCAGCCAUGCGCCACAGCUCGGAGCUCCCUACUCCCUGAGCCAGUCGGACUGUGCUCCUCAAGUUCCCAUCAUGACUUCUGUGCCUCCCCCUGCUCAGACCUCCCUUCCCCCAGCGUCCAUCCAGAGCACUGCCCCCAUGCUGCAGAACUCUAUAACCAUGACCAAACAAAGAAAGAGCCAGAAAAGGAAAGCUGACACUACAACGCCCACAGCAAACGACCAACUGAGUGAAUCUUCACCGGCAGAGUCCAAAUCUGGGAAGACACUACCCAGGCGAGAGAGUACCCGGCCGACAAAACUGAUAAAGAAGGAUGCACCAGACUCCCAGCAUCACAUAGGCAUGGGGAUGGGGAUGGGGAUGGGGAUGGGGAUGGGGAUGGGACUGAGCGGACCAAGUGGAGGUCAUAGCCCCAAACCGCAGGAUCAGCUGGGAUACUGCGCUAGUCUGGUUAGGGAUAUGCUGUCCAAGAAGCACGCUGCUUACGCCUGGCCAUUCUACAAACCUGUUGACGUGGAUGCACUGGGACUACACGAUUAUCACGACAUCAUCAAAUAUCCAAUGGACCUCAGCUCCAUCAAGGUCAAGCUGGAGAGCAGGCAAUACCGGGAACCCCAGGAGUUUGCUGCUGACGUACGAUUAAUGUUUUCCAACUGCUACAAAUAUAAUCCACCAGACCACGAGGUGGUAGCUAUGGCACGCAAGCUACAGGACGUCUUUGAGAUGCGCUUUGCCAAGAUGCCAGAUGAACCUGAGAGCAAGCCUCUGGUUGUUCCCCCUGCUCCUACACUUCACCAUCCCGCCCCCGUUAAGCCCCAGCCUCCUUUGGCCCACAUCGUCUCGUCUUCAGACAGCUCCAGUGACUCGUCCUCUGAGUCUGAGUCUUCCACAGAUGACUCUGAAGAGGAGAGAGCCCAGAGGUUGGCAGAGCUCCAGGAACAGUUGAAGGCUGUCCAUGAGCAGCUGGCUGCCUUGUCCCAACCACAAGCCAGCAAACCAAAGAGAAAAGAGAAGGAGAAGAAGGAGAAGAAAAAAGAAAAGCAUAAGAAGAAAGGAAGCAUGUCUAGCCAUGUAGAUGAGAUCCAGGAUGCUAUACCUGUUCCGCAGCUCUCUAAGAAGUCGAAGACCAGUAACAAUAACAACAAAGAGGUUGUACCCAAGAAGAAACCCAGUAAAAAGGAAGCGAUGAAAAAUCAUCCCGCCAACCUGCUGCCGGUUCCCAACCUGGAAGACGAUUUGGGGGCUGCUGGGUCAUCAGCUACGGGGGAAAAGUGCAAGCCCAUGACAUACGAGGAGAAGAGGCAGCUGAGCUUGGACAUCAACAAGCUUCCUGGUGACAAGCUCGGCCGUGUAGUGCAUAUCAUCCAGUCCAGGGAGCCCUCACUCAAAAACUCAAACCCUGAUGAGAUCGAGAUUGACUUUGAGACGCUAAAGCCUUCCACUCUGCGCGAGCUGGAGAGAUAUGUGUCUUCCUGCCUCCGCAAGAAGAAAAAGGGUUCAGCUGAGAAGCCUGUGGAGUCCAUGGCUACCUCCAAAAAGACUGGAUCAUCUUCAGAGAGCAGCGGCUCCAGCACAGACAGCGAAGCUGAGGGGACAGGAAUAAUAAAGCAUCAGAAGAAGAAGGGCCAGUCUGCGAAGGAGGGGAAGAAGACGCAUCCUCAUGUACACAUUCAGAGUGGCCCUCCUCAGACUGGACUUCAUUCCCAAGUUGCAGGCCUUCAGUCCAGCGGUCAGAUGAAGCAGCAGCAUCAGCCAUCGCCUGCAGGCUUCAUCGCUCCCCCUGUAGCUGCUCUGGAGUCUUCCCAGUUACUGGAGACCAGCUUCGAGUCCCUGCCGCCUUUCGGCCAGCCCCUCAUGCAUCUGUCCCACCACACAGGCAACUCCUCCUCACCCGCACCUCCACACCUCAAUGCUCAUUCUGCUGGGCCAGUGUCCCCUGAGACCCACCCCUUCCUCAACCAGCAUGCCGUCCUCACAUCUCCAGGUCAAGGAUCACAAUCACAAAAAAAUCUCCUGAAGGAAGCCUUGCACAUUUCCAUGCCUCAGCAGCCUUCUCGACCCAGUCACAAGGCAGCGCCUCUUCAUCCCAAACCCCCUCAACCGCAACCAGCACCUCCUCAGCAGCAGCAGCAGCCGCCAAUCCUGCAGCAGCAACAGCAACAACAACAGCAACAACAACAGCAGCAGCAGCAGCAGCAGCCGCACCAGCCGCAGCAGCAACAGCUUCAGCCCCAGUCAGCAGCACCACCACAGCACCAGCUUCCCUCUCAGAUCCUCCACCCUCCUCAGCCGCUGCACCAGCGGCCCAUGUCCCCUCCAACACUCACACCCCAGGGCUUGCUGUCCUCCCAGCCUCCCCAGAUGCUGCUGGAGGAUGAUGAAGAGCCAGGGUCUACGACGCCUUUGAACCAUGUACAAUUAUACCUGCAGCAGUUCCAGCAAGCCCGUCAGCCCCAGCAGUCCAUGCAGUCGCUCCAGGCGCAGGCUCGUCAGCAGCAGCAACAACAACAACAACAACAACAACAACAACAACAACAACAACAACAACAACAACAACCAGGACAGAUCUCCCUCCUGCAGUCUGUCCAGGGACAAUCUCAACUCUCCUCUCAGACCACGCUGCCUCCUCCCCAGCUCCCUAUCCAGUCCCAGGCUCAGCCAGCCCCAUCACAUCAGGCCCUGCCCCAACAGAUGCCUCUACACCAGGCCCGCCACAUGCACACUCAGCCGCAGCAACUGCAGCCACAACAGCAACAGCUGAACUAUCAGCAGGGUCCUGGACUAGCUGGUCAGCCCCAGGGUUCACAACAUAAGGUAUCCAUGCCCACCAACAAAGCACAGCAGAUCAUCCAGCAGCAGCAGCAGCAGCAGCAGCAGCAGCAGCAGCAGCAGCAACAGCAGCCCUCCCCUCGCCCGACCAAGGCUGACCCUUACAACGCUGGUCAUUUGAGAGACAACCCAUCCCCUCUCAUGAUGCAUUCCCCACAACUUCCCCAGUAUCCAGCUGUGUCUCACCAGUCGCCACCUCACAACAUGCAGCCCAAAAAGCAGAGGGCCCCUGGGAGCCAUGGUGGGAUAAAGGAGGAGAAACUUCCUCCAUCACCAGUGAUGAGAGGAGAGCCAUUUAACCCUGCAAUGAGACCAGACCAUCACAAACAUCCUGAUAACAAGCCUUCUCAACCCGGCCACGGCCAACAGAAUGUGAAGUCCAUGGACAGCUUGCGACCCGUCAUCCGCUCCUCCGAGUCCAGUGGGCCGCCCUCCUCUCUGCAAGACAAGGAUAAGUUCAAGCAGGAGUCCAAGACGCCCGUUGCCCCCAAAAAGGUACAGGAGGUAAAACUGAAGAAUAUGGGCUCAUGGGCCAGCCUGGCACAAAAGUCCACAUCGACACCCUUAUCUGCAGUGAAGUCGUCGAGUGAUAGCUUUGAGCAGUUCCGUCGUGCCGCCCGGGAGAAAGAGGAGAGGGAGAAGGCGCUGAAGGCCCAGGCCGAGCAGGCGGAAAAAGACAGACUACGCAGAGAGCAGGACAAACUACGAGGUCGAGAUGAAGAGGACAUCAUGGAGCCAAGCAGAAGGGUGCACGAGGAGCCACGCAGGCGUCUGGAGCAGCAACACAUUCAAGCUCCUUCGCAACAGCAGCAGCAGCAACAACAACAACAACAACAGCAACAACAACAACAACAACAACAACAGCAGCAGCAGCAGCCGCCGCCACAGCAGCAGCAGGAGCCCCCGCCAGCUGCCAUUCAGCAGCCUCCUCAACCCCCAACACCACCUCAGCCUGCCGCACAGAACCAGCUCGACCAACAGAGGGAGCUAGCACGCCGCCGAGAGCAGGAAAGGAGGAGGCAAGAAGCGAUGGCAGCAACUAUUGACAUGAAUUUCCAAAGUGACUUAAUGGCUAUCUUUGAGGAGAACCUUUUUUGAGGAGAGGAGCACCUGAAACGUAACUGCAAAAACAUGAAAAAAAAGAAAAGAAAAAACCCUUGGAUAAUGUAGACUUCCUCUAAAGAGAGAUUUGGCGAUCAUGCACCACAGAGGGGACACGGACUGUAUGUAGAUGUGACGGGCCCUCGGAGACCGAGUAUAAACGCUGGACGGGCGCUCACAGCUCGCUUUGCCCCUUGUGGACUGAACACACGGGGAUAGUCUCAUUGUUUUGGAUGUCAUUUCCUGGGAAUUUGGCAUCGCCUGCCUGAUAUCUCGUAACAGGAGAAAGAGGACCCCUGUUGGCACAGUUGCCUUUGUCACUUGCUUCUUACAGUGUGCGUGGGCGCAACAAUAUUGCAAGAGUAAAGACAUCCCAAUAACUAUGAAAAUGCUCUGAUAAUGUACUGACAGACUGUGCAGAGUUGUGUUUUGAAACUGCCAGGUGUCUGAGGUGGUGAAGAAGAACUGGUCUUUUAUGUUCUGUUUUGUUUUGAUUGUUGUAAGUGAACAAAUGAAAGGGUUGGGCGGGAGGGGGGGGGGCAACUUCCAUACUGUAAAUCAUGUAUAUUUCUCAGCAGAGAAGGUACAGUUUGCCUUACACCUCUUUCCUAUACAGACCAUUAUGUUCUGUGGCCUGCACACAUGGACAAAACCAAUAACAUUUACAACCAGGAGUAGAAGCAGUGCAGACCUUUUUUUUUUUCAUCAUCUAGUAUCUAC
Sebastes umbrosus (honeycomb rockfish) is the source of this 6242-nucleotide messenger RNA. RefSeq names its product bromodomain containing 4 (gene brd4). Gene Ontology annotation, biological process: chromatin remodeling; positive regulation of transcription elongation by RNA polymerase II. NCBI's taxonomy places the organism in Eukaryota, Metazoa, Chordata, Actinopteri, Perciformes, Sebastidae. The coding region runs from base 648 to 5519 and encodes 1623 amino acids. The record is from RefSeq and is a predicted model, not a curated record. Gene Ontology annotation, cellular component: nucleus; chromatin. The transcript has 20 exons.